CUGCGCCCAGCCGCACCAUGGGACCGCUGCCGCGGACUCUUGAGCUCUUCUACGAUGUGCUGUCCCCCUAUUCCUGGCUGGCCUUCGAGGUUCUGUGCAGGUAUAAGAACAUCUGGAACGUCAGCCUGCAGCUGCGCCCAACCUUAAUUGCAGGGAUCAUGAAAGACAGCAGAAACCAGCCGCCAGCUUUGCUUCCCCGCAAAGCCUUAUACGUGAAAAAUGACGUUAGGCUUCUGGGACAGCAUCUCCAGGUUCCCAUCCACUUACCCAAGGAAUUCUUCUUUGUGAUCUUUAAAAAAGGAAGUUUGACAGCCAUGCGCUUCCUCACCGUCUUGAAACUGGAGCACCCGGAGUUGCUGGAGAAAGUGUCCAGGGAACUGUGGAUGUGCAUCUGGUCACGGGACGAAGAUAUCACGGAGCCCCAGAGCAUCCUGGCCGCUGCAGAGAAGGCUGGCAUGUCCACGGGACAAGCCCGGGGACUUCUGGAAAGGGUCUCAACACCACAGGUGAAGAACCAGCUCAAGGAGACCACUGAGGCAGCCUGCAAAUACGGGGCCUUUGGGCUGCCUGUCACUGUGGCCCACCUGGAUGAUGAAACCUACAUGCUGUUUGCUCUGACCAGAUGGAGCUGCUGGCACAUCUUCUGGGAGAGAAGUGGAUGGGCCCUGUGCCUCCAGCUGUAAUUGCCAGACUUUAAAGAAACCCAGAAGCAGCAGAAUUAUUGGUAU
Messenger RNA from Physeter macrocephalus (sperm whale), 728 nucleotides. RefSeq names its product glutathione S-transferase kappa 1-like. Gene Ontology annotation, molecular function: glutathione transferase activity; glutathione peroxidase activity. The transcript has a single exon. NCBI's taxonomy places the organism in Eukaryota, Metazoa, Chordata, Mammalia, Artiodactyla, Physeteridae. The record is from RefSeq and is a predicted model, not a curated record. Gene Ontology annotation, biological process: glutathione metabolic process. The coding region runs from base 18 to 683 and encodes 221 amino acids. Gene Ontology annotation, cellular component: peroxisome; mitochondrion.